Molecule: messenger RNA, 4160 nt
Organism: Folsomia candida
Lineage: Eukaryota; Metazoa; Arthropoda; Collembola; Entomobryomorpha; Isotomidae
Product: CAP-Gly domain-containing linker protein 1-like
Exons: 5
Coding region: 1340-4000 (886 amino acids)
Biological process (GO): regulation of cilium assembly
Cellular component (GO): centrosome
Source: RefSeq, a predicted model, not a curated record
UUUAAAAAAAACUUAUGCAUAUGCAUUACAUACGUAUUUAUGUAUACAAAGGGACCGGUUGAUCUGACCAGCUGCUAUAAAUACCUGCAUGAAUACGCAAUUUUAUUUCAGUCUACAAUAAACUUUGUUCAGCCAAUUCGUCUCGCAGCAGAAUAAUUAAAGUCUCAAAAUGAACGCCUUGAUCGCAAUUUUCAUGUUCGCCAUGUUGUUGGCUGUGGCCUAUGCCGGUCAUGACGACAACGGGUUGGGGUACGGGUCCUACUCCCUGCACAACGGAGGCUACGCCACAGGAAUCGGUUCUUACGGAGGAUUUGGCAGUCACGGCGUCCACGGUUAUCGUGGCGCUAUUCACGGUCAUGGUCAUGGUGGAUAUGGCUUUGGCUAUUAAAGCUAUUCAAGGCUUAAACAAAGUGUAUAUCACGAAGCCAAAUAAAAAUCUAUUUUGUCGCAAAAUCAAAAGUACAACUUGGUUCAUCAAUAUUCAGUAAAGUCAUAGUUUAUAGUAGCGAACUGCAUCUAUUAUAUCGAUGCAUGAAUAUAUUUGCAUAAGACAACCAAAUUGUUUAUUGCGAGUAAAAUUCGCCGUUGAAUCGUAUGAAAUAUAGCACAUAAUAAAUAAUGCAUGAGCAAAUAUAUUUAGCUAAAUGUAAUGAAAUCCAGAUAGCUAUGCAAGAAGCAAGGAGAUAAGUAUGGAAAUUGAAAUUGAGCUUGCGUCUACGAGUCAAUACUACAAAUCAAUACUGUUAAAUAUUUGCAUAACAUUUUGUACAUUUGCCAAAUUAUAUUUGUCACUCAAUAAUAAAUUCAUGUCCGAUAUUUUCAUAAGUCAACGCCUAAUACUCAGAGUUAAAUAUAUCUCGUACAGUUGGUGAGAUAGCAAUUUGAAAUGUAUUUGUAUGCAUGUAUUUGUGGUAAGACGUGGCUUCAAUUUUGAAAAAUUUUGAUUUUUCAAAAUUUUUUUGAGAAGGUGAUUUUUUGAAAAGUGUAGUUUUAAAAUUUUGCCCCCGUAGCGCAAUGCUAUAACUUUUAAUGGCGUGAAAGAUGUGAAAUGGAUGGGUGCAACUGAGAAUGAGCCGGGGUGGAAAAUGUAUAAGGGUGCAUGCGAGCGGCGUAGAUUAGGGGUGCAAGCGAGCGAGUUCCGUGCGUGCUUUGCAAUAAGUAGUUGACUUCCUGUCCAGAAAAUCUCCCAGACGACCCUCUCCAAACGAAAUGCACAACAAAUGUCAAUUGCGGGUAACAGCAAAUUCGCCGGAUGGGACUGAGAAGACGUCUUUCGUUUUGUACAUUUGGCAAAGUGGUUUAGUAUUAAUUUGGUACGUUGGAUUCGAUACGCUUAAACAUGGAGAAGAUGAACGCCAGUGGGGAUGCUGGGCAGAUCAAAUCCAGACUCAGCCCCAGUGCUACUAAAACCGUUUUUGGCCUUCCACCCCCACCAUUUUCCGCAAAUAAUGGAGGGGGAGGGUUCAGUUCUUCGCCUCUGUCUUCACCAGAAACACAGAAGCCGAGACGGGCUUCAGCAAUCCCUCGGAUGAAAAAACAAAAUAAGCAAAAAUUUCCUCCAGCCAAAUCCGUAAUUUAUGGCUCUACAGCUCACAAUCAUAAAUCAAGCAAUACCUCUCAACAUCACUCGCUCUCCCAUUUUAAAGGCCCAUGGGUCCCUGCGCCAGGAAAGUCCACGGCUGCAGUCGACGGCAAUGAGCCAUCUAGGAAGGUCACCCAAUCCAAUGUCAAUACUACUCUUACGUCAGCAUCGGCUUAUUAUGUUAAUGGGCUGCCAAACUCUAAUGUGGAGGAGGAUGCACUUUCAAAUUUUUCAAGCGCUUCGUAUCCCGUGAAUCGAAUGAAAAGUAGAAAAUCUUCAUUGGUCAAGACGAGGAAAGGGCAAUCGUCACUGUUGGCAAAGAAAUCACAAACUCUGUCGUCAACUUCCUCCUACACAUUGAAGAGCAAAGACUCCUUGGUCGAUGUGACAGCUUUUCUAACCACCAAACGUGAAGAAAUUAUGCGUCUCUGGGAACAUUUUUUGGUCGACGGGGAUCAGCCAGAACUCUUGACCACUUUCGAAAAUGCGAAUCGACUAGCUGCCGAAGCUGCUAAUGAAGUGGAACACCUUCGGAUAUCUAUUCAAAAUUUACAUGAAAAAGAAACAAGUCUGAGUGAGGGAGACUGUGAACUUUUGGACCAAUUGAGACAACGAGUACUAGCAAAAAUUAAAGAGUUUGAAAAAAUCAAUAGCCAGGUUCAAAAUCAAGUCCUUGCAGUUACCGAACAAAGGUCAUCAUCAAAAGAAGUAACAGCUGCCCCUUCGACAAAACCAUCCAGACUGAUGUCAGCUCCACACCUUGGGCAAGAAAAGGAGGAACAUUUCACAAAACUUGAAAAUGAUGCAGAUGCUGACAUUUUAUUUAUCAAAGAAACCCCAGCAAAUUUUGCGACCUUGUCCGACUCCUCGACAGAUCCAUAUCCCGACCCAAAUGACACCCAAGGAUCCCACUAUUUAUUGAAUCAGUCCUUGAAUAAUCAUGAGAAUGAGUCCAGGCCAACAAUGACACGCGUCGUCAAUCAGAGCAAAAGUAAUACCACGGCCACAACCGCGCCCUCGACCACGAUGGACCUCAGUAAACUCACUCGCCUGUACAAUGAGCAGUAUGAACUGCCACCCGUUCCCAGUAGAAAAACGCAUCUGUCGAAUGAGCAAAAGAGCAAAAAUGUCAGAUUCACACAGGAAAAUAGUCGUAAACACGAUUCACAAGUCUCAGUACUGCAAAAGCAGUUAAGUGAUCUUCUCAAGCAACUUGAAAUAAAUGAGCACAAGUCUCAGACCAAAUCAAAAGGAUAUGCCGUCAGUGAUGACGAUUCUUCCACUGACCGCAGUGAGUCAACAAUUGUGCAUAAAAAUAAAAUUCUCCAACUUCAAAGAAAACUUAUGGAGGCAGAAGGAGACAUGGAAGAAUUGAAAGAUGAUCUUCAACGUGUAGAAUCUGAAUCCAAAUUCCAAGUUCGACUAUUAAAAUCCAGUUUUGAAGAUAGAUUGGACAACCUUGAAAACUUUCCUGAAUAUUUGCAAAUCACUGAAAGUAGGUUGAAAGCUGCGAUAGAAUCCAAGGCUGAGUUGGAGAAAGUGGUUCGAAAGCAAGACCAUGACAUUUCCAGACUGAAAGCUGCAAACUCGAAAUUGAGAGAAGAAAUGGACAAAACGAGGAAAGAAUUUCAAGGGGCGGAAAGCUCGCAAAACUUUCAUCAUCAUUUAAAGAUAAAAGAGUUGGAGCAAUUAAAUGAGAGCUUAAGUCGAGAGCUAAUUAGCAAAAAUGAUGAACUUUUGAAAUUGUCUCAAAAGUUUCGAACCUCCGCUCGACCCUCAUCGUCCUCAAUGCCACAGAACUCAGAGAACUCCCACUCUUCAAUAACAGUGGUUCAACAAUUGACCUGUCAAAAUAAGAAAUUGAAAAUAAAAACUGAAGAGUUGAGACAUCGACUGGCCAAUGCUCAUAAAAAUAUCCACAUUCUUCAAACAACAAAAGAAAAGAUGCAAUGCCGCCUCAAUCAACGCCAAGAAGAACUGCUCACAGAAUUAGAGGAAUCUCGUGCGAGAAAUCGGCAGCUUCAAAGUCAGAUCCACUACAUCCGGACAACUUAUCAUGAAUUGUUUCCCAUGGAACUGUUUCACGUACAUCAUAACCACAAAACUACAGGUAUAGAAAAAAAGAUGCCAUCAUCUAAUACGACACGUAGAAGUGUUCACGUCCGGGGUUCCAGUUCUCAAAUAAAAUCAACUAUUGCUGCGCCCACUAAUUCUGCCAAACGAGAGUCAGCAGGCAUCAAAGAACAAAUGUCUCAAGUAAAAACCUGGGUCACUGGUGAAGGAAAAAAGGACAGUUUGGUCAACAUCAGCACAGACGAUUUCACAGAUGACGAUGACGAUGAUGGUCAUGUUAAUCAAAAGAAUGGGAGGAUAGCGUCAAUAACUGUUUCAGAUUUGGACGAUCCAUCCGAGUCUUGAAGGAGGCCUGAUUUAGUCUAUAAAAUUAAACACGUCAUAAAUAUUUGGAGAAUGAGACCAGGCUGAGCUUAUUAAUGGUGAAAAAUGAUAAAAAUAUCUAUGUACGCAUUUUAAUCAGUACAGAUAAAUAAUUGUGAAUAAAUUAUUUAUUCAUGUUUAA